ACACCAUUUGCAGCGAUGCUUGGUUUUUUGUUAGUUGUUUUGUUCUCUGUAAGUCGUGUGUCUACCUCGGAUACUGAAGUCUCUCAGAGUGAGCGCAGCCCCAGUGAGAGCUAUUUCAGGUCGAUAUGGCACAACAGGCUGUACUUGUAUUCAGCGGCUGCACUUGUCUUUGGGAUCUGGUUCUCACUGAAGAUGGCACUAAAGAAGAAAAGCUUCCCCAGUGAUAUUGGCCCCUGGGUCUACAAAGCUGUGCAGAACAAGGACCUCUCCGACAGAAACGGUGUGGUUCAUGUGUCAGGCGUUAAAAUCUUCUACGGCUCACAAACUGGAACAGCAAAGGGCUUUGCAAUAGAGCUGUCAGAGGAGGUGAAGGCUUUGGGGAUACCAGCUGAGGUGACUGACAUGAAGGACUACGACCCGGACGAUCAGCUUGCUGAUGAGUGCACCAGUAAGUCAGUGUGUGUGUUUCUUGUGGCCACAUACACUGAUGGACGGCCCACGGAGAACGCCGAGUGGUUCUGUAAGUGGCUGGAGGAGGCGUCCACUGACUUCAGAUAUGGAAAGACGUACCUCAAAGGCCUCAGAUAUGCAGUGUUUGGUCUUGGCAACUCUGUCUAUGUUGGCCACUAUAACACGGUGGGCAAAAAUGUGGACAAGUGGCUUUGGAUGCUGAGUGGCAUGCGAAUCAUGACCAGGGGAGAGGGCGACUGUAACGUGGUGAAGAGCCGUAAUGGCAGCAUCCAGGCAGACUUCCUGGCCUGGAAGGUCAAGUUCCUGAACUGCCUACAGUCCCUGUCCAAGGGGGAGAAGAAGAGCUGCAGCGGGAACUGUAAAAGCGGAGGCUCCUGUAAGAAUAAGAGGAAAGACGGACAGGUGGGGGAGGAGGAGGAGAAGGCAGCUCUGCAGAAUGCCAGCUCUGAGGAGGAUCUGAUAGAAUCCAGUAGUGAUGAGGAUGAGUCUGGUCUGCGUGAUGAGAAAAAACCAGGCUCAGUGGUGGACAUGGAGGAUCUGGGCAACAUCAUGAACGGCACCAGGAAAGCCAAGAGUGAAAAGGAGGGUCGAGGAGACGGGCAGAUGGUGAAGUUAUCCAGGCUGAACGGAGUGAAGAAGACUGAGGACGAAGGGGAAAGAAGAGAGAUGAUCACCCCUGCACUUAGAGAAGCACUGACGAAACAAGGGUACAGAUUAAUUGGAAGUCACUCAGGAGUGAAGCUUUGUCGAUGGACGAAGUCUAUGCUGAGAGGGAGAGGAGGCUGCUACAAGCACACUUUCUAUGGUAUUGAGUCCCACCGGUGCAUGGAAACUACGCCCAGCCUCGCCUGUGCUAACAAGUGUGUCUUCUGCUGGAGACAUCACACCAACCCCGUGGGCACAGAGUGGCGCUGGAAGAUGGACCCUGCUGAGAAAAUCCUGCAGGAUGCUGUGGAGAAGCACCAGAACAUGAUUCGACAGUUCAGAGGUGUUCCUGGAGUGAGGCCCGAGCGGUACGAGGAGGGCUUGGCAGUCAAGCACUGUGCUCUGUCCCUGGUGGGCGAGCCAAUCAUGUACCCUGAAAUCAACACCUUCAUCCGUCUCCUCCACUCCCACCACAUCUCCAGUUUCCUGGUCACCAACGCACAGUUCCCACAGGAGAUCAGGAGCCUGGUUCCAGUUACCCAGCUGUAUGUGAGUGUGGACGCAAGCACCAAAGACAGUCUGAAGAAGAUUGACCGGCCGCUUUUCAAGGACUUCUGGCAGCGCUUCCUGGACAGCCUCACGGCCCUGGGAGAGAAGAGACAGAGGACAGUGUACAGAUUGACGCUGGUCAAGGCCUGGAACGUGGAGGAGAUGCAGGCGUACUCGGAGCUCAUCGCUUUGGGCCAGCCGGACUUCAUUGAGGUCAAGGGAGUGACGUACUGUGGGGAAAGCUCUGCCAGCACUCUGACCAUGGCUAAUGUCCCCUGGCACCAGGAAGUGGUCGCCUUCGUCCAGCAGCUGGCUGACAUGUUGCCUCAGUAUGAGAUUGCCUGCGAGCAUGAGCACUCCAACUGUUUGCUCAUCGCACACACCAAGUUCAAGGUGGACGGUGAGUGGUGGACGUGGAUUGACUAUGAGCGUUUCCAGGAGCUGGUCCAGGCUCACGAGGAGAGCGGGGGACAGCAGAGCUUCUCAGCUUUGGACUACGUCGCCAAGACUCCCAGCUGGGCUCUGUUCGGAGCCUGCGAGCAAGGUUUCGAUCCCGCUGACACGCGCUUCCAACGACGCAACAAAACCAAAGACAUCUCAGGAUGCUGAUAGACGAACAAGAAAGAGAAAGAGAGAGGUAGGAUGAACAGAGCGAGUACUGAAAUCAACAGCAAAAAAAAGAAAAGAGGAUUCACUGUUUUUAUUCCCAUUCACUUUGAGACAACAGUUUUUUCACAGCUCAUUCUCAUGUGAACUUCUUUCUCCCUCUUUUCAUUUCUCUUCGUAUCUUUAAUUUUAUUGGCUUGACCCCAAAGAUCAGCCAGAAACUGCCAGAAUCAAUUCUUUCACACUUAUUUUCUAGACAUUCCCCUUCACAUUUACUUGAAGUGCUGCUUUCCCUUCCUGUGUGUACAUAGAUCUUUGAUAUUUUCCUGUUUCUCUUUUUAGAGGAGGUCAUUAUUAUAAAUGUCUCUGGCUUUGAUCUUCAUAGUCAUCUGGUGGGACUUGGGAAGGUUUUGAACCUGGCGGUGGCUUCAUCAUCAGCCUUGUUCCUAAUAUUUUUUAUAAUCCCUGUUCUGUUCAGGCCGCUGUGCAGCACUGGACAUGGUUAGCAUGGAAGGAACGGCUCCUUUACUUCUCCUCAUGUCAGACGUGGGAGUUACACAUCUUUCCCAGACACCUCUUGCUCUUCCACCCACUCGUUAGGACAGUGGCUGUAUUUACUUGGCAGUGAGAGAUGAGCAUCAAGGCUGCGUCUCCACUGGGAGAGUCUCUUUGCAGCACAGGCUUCUUAUUGCUCCCUUUGUGCUUUUUCUGUUGCACAUUCACACCAGGUUCAGUUUAGCUUGGUUUCACUGCUCCGAGCCUGGACUGUAGAAAAUAUUUCUGCUUCUGACAGAUGGUUGUGCCGUUCUGACAGGUUUGAUGUAGAUUAGCAAAAAGUGGCAAUAUUUCAAAAAAUUAAACAUCAUAAUUAGUGUAUCUGACUGCAUUUGAUACAGAAGUACCAUGGUUUUAUUUUGGGUCUGACCGCUGGAGCUAAACUCAGGAUGGACAGUCUCUGAAAAACAGCCGGUGGGUCGAAUAUAAUAAAGUAGGUAACGGCACUAAAGCUUGUAAAGUUAUGUCCCAGUUUUGAAUCGCAGUUUAAGAAAGAGUAAAUCAAACCUCAGCUGUAACACAGCAGCAUGGUGAUCACAUGUCCUCAGGUACAUCUCUCACUCUUAGUUAGAGACACAACACUGGGCAUGAAGAUACCUGAACUGUUAAUGUACGAGGCUUCCCUGCCUGAUCUGCAUGCAGCCACCGUUCAGGAUCAGGUCUGAGGGUGGGACAUCAUGAGAGGUGAUGUAGCUUCAUACUGGUCAAACCCAUGAG
Messenger RNA from Toxotes jaculatrix (banded archerfish), 3543 nucleotides. RefSeq names its product tRNA-yW synthesizing protein 1 homolog (S. cerevisiae) (gene tyw1). The coding region runs from base 16 to 2274 and encodes 752 amino acids. The transcript has 16 exons. The record is from RefSeq and is a predicted model, not a curated record. NCBI's taxonomy places the organism in Eukaryota, Metazoa, Chordata, Actinopteri, Toxotidae. Gene Ontology annotation, biological process: wybutosine biosynthetic process. Gene Ontology annotation, molecular function: 4 iron, 4 sulfur cluster binding; catalytic activity; FMN binding.